AUGUCAGGAUGUUCAGCAAGAAAACCUCUUAUUGUGGUAUUAGAGAGCAAAAGACGACAGUUUAUUUAUNAUUUUUUAGUAGCUUCGUGUUCAUUAACUAUUGGUAUGUGUUUGGAGUGGACGUGGUGUUCGACAGAAAUAGAAAAAUACCAAUCGAAAAUGUUGAAAGAUCUUCUUUUUCUCGGAGCAAUUGCUAGCGCUGGACCUGCGGCAAUUUUAGCGUCAUUGGUUGGUCUUAAACCGGUACUUGUCAUUGGGAUGGUUUUAACCUUCUGUGGAUCUGUCAUAAUUGUGUAUUCAAUGGGUGUAUUGACAGUACUAUACAUAGGACGUAUCCUGCAAGGUUUUGGCGCUGGAGUCGUGUGUGUAGUCGUGCCCAAUUAUGUUGCAGAUAUUGCAGAGCCGAAGUUCAGAAGUUUGUUAACUGGUUUCCAUUACAUACAUUUAUUAAUUGGUAUGAUUUUGUCACGUUUCACAAGUGAAUUCGACAAUUAUUGUUAUGUGGAUAUGGGAACUAUAGCUAUGGUUGUUGUGAACCUUCUAGCACUAUUAGCUAUUGAUGACCCACCUUAUUAUCGGAUGAAAUUUCAUGAAAAAUGGACAGAUUUUUAUAAUCUUGAUUACAGUCUACAGAUUCAAGAUAAUUGUCGUUCUAAAAUUUUACAAGAUAAUUAUUACAAGAUUUUUAAGAUCGAAGACAACCAUUGCUUUUUUUUAUAUUUUACGAAAAAACGAUUUUUGCGGCCGCUAUUGAUUAACGUCUGCCUAAUUAGUAUUCAACAAUUUAGUGGUCACUUUUCUCUAACGUAUAAUCUCCAAUGUCUUAACAGAAUACUAUCUAUUAGCGAAAUAAUACCGACCGUGACUGCAAUCUUACUUCUCCAACUUAUUACAUGUAUUAUAUGCUUAUACAUCGUCAGUGUUUUGGAAAAGAAAAACGUAUUAAUCAUUUCGGGAUUUGGAAUGGCAAUAACUUUAUCUUUAAUGAAUGUCGCAUACCAUAUAGAAAUUAACGAUAGUGAUGAGCUAUGGUUACCAAGUUUAAUUUUAAUUUACAUAAUAUUUUAUUCCAUCGGAUAUGGUCCAGUUCCUUGGAUGUUAAUGACCGAAAUAUGCCCAAGAUCAUCAAGAUUGUGGACUUCUGGCAUCACGGUCAGUUUAUACGCUUUCCUGAGCUUAAUCAAUAAUCAAUCAUUUUACGAAAACAUUAAAUUAGUAUAUGGAAUGGACAUUUUCACUAUUGUAACUGCAUUUGGURCAUAUUUUGCAUAUUUGUAUGUACCAAAAACAAAAGACUGUAUUCUAACAUAA
Molecule: messenger RNA, 1311 nt
Organism: Diuraphis noxia (Russian wheat aphid)
Lineage: Eukaryota; Metazoa; Arthropoda; Insecta; Hemiptera; Aphididae
Product: facilitated trehalose transporter Tret1-2 homolog
Biological process (GO): transmembrane transport
Cellular component (GO): membrane
Molecular function (GO): transmembrane transporter activity
Source: RefSeq, a predicted model, not a curated record